Messenger RNA from Limulus polyphemus (Atlantic horseshoe crab), 3779 nucleotides. RefSeq lists its product as uncharacterized. The record is from RefSeq and is a predicted model, not a curated record. Lineage: Eukaryota; Metazoa; Arthropoda; Merostomata; Xiphosura; Limulidae. The coding region runs from base 459 to 3683 and encodes 1074 amino acids. The transcript has 18 exons.
UUUGUUUGAUGUCGAGAAAAGUCCUGGUUAGGUAUAGGACUAAUCAUUAAAAACGUUUUUAUUUCGCCCCCUGGACAUUUGACUUUUGCAAACACGCCCACAGUUACAUAUAUAUAAAAAAAAGUCAAGUGUCUGACGUCUUGCCCACUUUCGUCUGGAAAAUCAACUUUAAAUGCCUAUCACACACUUGGUGUGUUCGGUCAACGCCCAGAAUCCACAUUAAUCGGUAAGCCUAACCCCUGUUCCUCACACAUGCGUACAUGAUGACGUAAGGUCAGUAGGCCUACUUACCUGUCAAGGCCAGCAGCUAGAUUCUCUGCAGUAUUUAAAGUCGAAGUCUUCUUUUCUAUCUCACUGCGUUUGUUUUCAACCUAGAGCAGAGGUAAGCAGUGUAACCCAGAAACACGUUUUGUGGACAUGACCAAACGCUAAACGGUACUUAGUUAUCUUCAACCACUAUGUGCACUAGUAGAGAACGUUGUUAUUUAACAGUCUGGAUCCUUUUAGGCCUAGCUGUGUCAAGUUUCGUGGAUGGCAAAAUACUCGAUCGAACGUCAUGGAACUUGAGUAGAAGACACAAUAAUGGCUUGUCUUAUAUCAGAGAUGACACUGAAAACCUAAAGGUAAUUGCAAGUGAACGGAUAGAAGCUCAUCGUCAUGGAAACGCUGAUUAUGCUCCAACUGAAUUUGAAGACAAAGCCAAGGAAAAGGAAAUCCAAUAUGACUACCAGUUUUGGUUUCCCGUACUUUCCCGUAUAAGAAGAUCAACAGGACGGUUCGAACAACUCUAUGAGACUUUAGUAGGACUAGGGCUGAACAAGAUGUGUAAAUAUCUUCGUUCAGCUCAGCUAGAUGACGUAUUAUCGUCCACAGGAACUUUUACCAUAUUCGCCCCAAAUGACGAAGCAUUUGCUCUGGUCCCGGGUGGAGUUCUAGAACAGAUCACCAAGAAUCCCGAAAAGCUAAGGGAGUUCCUUCUUUAUCACAUUAUACCAGGUGCACUGCAGUCGUCAUCAAUUCAGAAUGAAAUAGUGCAAGAUAGUUUGCAAGGAACACCCAUUAGAUUCAACGUCUACGGAGAGAUGAUAACUGUUAAUGGCGCAAAAGUUGUGAAUCCUGAUGGGCGGUUUGAGAACAAUGCCGUGUAUGCCAUCGACCGAGUGCUUUAUCCUGUUCCAUCCAUGGAUCUGGUUGGACAAACCAAGUGGACUCAGAACCAACUCUACCGCCUCCUGGAAGUUGCUGGCGUUGACAAGGAGCUGACAGACGGUACCUACACUGUAUUUGCGCCAUCAGACGAGGCCUUCCAAAGUCUUCCUCAACGUGUUCUUGAAAUGCUGACGUCAAACGUUACGUUACUGAAACAGGUUCUUCUGAACCACGUGCUUAAAGGAACGUAUUACAGCGUGGCGUUGAAUGAUGGUCUGACGUUGAUAUCGAUAGGAGGCGCUCCAUUAACUUUCCAAGAUCGCAGAGGACUUAUGCUGGUGAAUAGUAUUCCGAUCGUUGAACCAGAUUUUGCAGUGUUAAACGGCGUUAUCCAUAUUAUCAACCGCGUGUUACUGCCCAGCGAAGUUUUAAAAGACUGUCAGUGUCUCCCUCAUGAAGUCCAGAGUCCUCCAUCUGGUGAAGAUGUUUCACAAGGACACCCGCAGAGUCCGCCGAUCCAAGAAAUUCCUCCUUUUGGAAGUACCCCUAGAGUACCACCUUCUGAUAAGAUACAAACAUCAAUUCUCCAGCAAGGUGAUCCAGUACCUUCUUUACCAAGACUGGAAACCGUUGAAGGGUCUCCUUCUCCAGCAAGAAAUGAAAUCCUUGAAGUAAUCAAGAUGCCUGGUCUUAAUGUCCAAGGUCAACCAAUUAGUUUGAACAUAUUUUACGAGCUGCUUCAGACUUCAGAUCUAGUUGAACUGUUAAGCCAAAAAGGUCCUUUUACUGUGCUCGUUCCAACUGACGAUGCCUUUGCUAACCUUCCUGAUGGAGUUUUGGAGGAACUCAGGAAUAACCCACAGUUACUGCACCGUGUACUUCUAACCCAUAUUAUAGGCCUUUCGUACGACCCACAAACCCUUCACAACAACAUGGUUAUAGAAACUAAUAAUGGUCUUCGGUUGUUUAUCAAUAUCCUCAACAAUGGAAAGAUAAUUCUAAUUGAAGGAUCAAAACUUAUUGCAUCAACGGUAGCUCAGAACGGCUACGUCUACGUCAUCAAUCGUAUUAUCUAUCCACUUCCGGGAUUGAAUAUCUUCAGUGACAUAAAAGAACGUCCCAAUCUCAGUCAACUAUUGUCUUUAGUUAUAAAGUCUGGGCUACAAGAAACUCUUGGUGGAGACGGACCUUAUACUAUAUUUGCACCAACAGAUGAAGCUUUUGCAGCAGUUCCAGAAAGUGUUUUGCAAGAGUUGUUGUCCAACUCAGACGCUUUACAAGAGUUGAUAAUGAACCAUGUAGUAGAGGGCGCACACUAUAAGAAAGAGUUCAGCAAUGGCUUUAUCCUCCCAACAUCUCGUGGUCAAAAGCUGCAGUUUUUCCUAGCAUCGGAUGGAGUUUACAGAGUCAACGACGCCAACAUACAGGAAUCUGACAUUUCGACUGGAAAUGGUGUCAUACACGUGAUAGACCGUGUUCUUUUCGCGCCACCAGUAACUCAGCCGGGUCCUGGAACACCAGAUGAUAGUCAAGUACAACAACAACCCCAACUUCCGGAAAAACCUCUAUCUGGUCAGUCAAAUCUCCCAACAACGGGUCCUUCUUCUGAACAGGAACAUCCCCAACCAGGUCAUGAAGUAUCAACUUCUGGUCAGCCAGAGAAACCACCAUCUCAGGAAGUUUUUGUAAGAACCGAUGGUGGUCAAGUACCUUCUCUACCAAGAUUGGAAGUUGAAGGUGUUCCUCCACCAACAAAUACAAUCCUUCAGGUCAUUAAGAUGCCUGGUCUCAAUGUUCAAGGCCAACCAGUUAGUCUCACCAUCUUUUACGAACUCCUUCAAAAAUCGGGUUUGCUUGAUCUACUGAGUGGGCAGGGACCUUUCACUGUGUUUAUCCCAAAUGAUGAUGCCUUUGCUAAUCUUCCUGCUGGAGUUCUGGAGGAACUCCGUAAUAAUCCAGAGUUACUGCGACGUGUACUUCUCAGCCAUGUAGUUAAUCGUUCUCUCAACCCAAAAACUCUACAGAACAACAUGAUUGUUGAAACGAAUAACAACCGUCGGCUCUUUGUUAAUGUUCUUAAUGAUGGGAAGUUAAUCUUGAUUGGAGGAGCAAAACUGAUCGCAUCAACGAAGGUUCAAAAUGGCGAAUUUUACGUCAUCAAUCGAUUAAUCUAUCCCAUUCCGAGAAUGGAUAUAUUCACUGAGCUAAAGGAACGCCCCACUCUCAGUCAGCUGGUGUCCUUAGUCAUGAAAUCUGGACUACAAGAUACCCUUGUUGGAGAAGGACCUUACACCAUAUUUGCACCGACGGACGAAGCUUUUGCAGCAAUUCCAGAAAGUGUUUUGCAAGAGUUGCUGUCCAAUCAAGACGCCUUACGAGAAUUUAUUAUCAAUCAUGUGGUAGAGGGCGUUCACUAUAAGAAAGGGUUUACCAGUGGCUUUAUUCUCUUGACAUCUCGUGGCAAGCGACUACAAUUUUUCGUAACAUCAGACGGAGUUUACAGAGUCAACGACGCCAACUUUACAGGAAUCUGACAUCUCUACUGGAAAUGGUGUCAUACACGUGAUAGACCGUGUUCUUUUCGAGCCACCAGUAAUUCAGCCGGGUCCUGGAACACCAGAUGAUAGUCA